AUGGCGCAACGAGGUGAAGCCGCCGACUAUUACACUGGUGGUGCGCCACCCCAGCAACCCCAAGACGCAUACAAGGGUCAGCCGUAUGGGCAACAACCACCCCAGUACGGCCAGAACUAUGCGCCGCCUCAAGGCCCACCGCCAAUGCAGCAGCCGAAUGGCUACGAACAGAAUGGCUAUGGCGACAACAAGCAAACCUUUGAACAAACGUUCAAGCUGGACAAGCCCAAGUACAACGACUGGUGGGCGGGAUUGCUCUUCAUUGCAGUGUUUCUCGGCUACGUCGCGGUCAGCGCAAUCUCGAUUCGGGGAUAUUCGCGAACCAACAGCGGUGGCAUCUACGGCGGCGACACGAAUAAUUUCGCGCUCAAUUCAAACACCAUCAUCCUCUUCGCGUUCGUCCUUGGCUUAGCCAUCGUCUUCAGCUAUGCAUACAUGUGGGCUGCGCGCAAGUUCACCAAGCAGUUCAUCUGGAUCACCGGCAUACUCAACAUCAUCUUCGGUUUUGUCACCGCUAUCUACAUGCUGUCCAGGAGAUAUUGGUCGGGAGGCAUAGUCUUCCUGCUCUUCAGCGUGUUCUAUGUCUUCUGCUUCAUCAGCUGGAUUCCUAGAAUUCCGUUCAGUGUCCUUAUGUUGCAGACCGCCAUCGACGUGUCGAAGAAGUACGGGCACACUUACAUCGUAUCGUUGGUAGGAGGAUUGCUUGCCGCCGCAUUGGGCGCAUGGUACUCGGUCACUCUGGUGUCGAUCUAUGUCCAGUAUACCCCGAAUGGCGCCAAUUCGAAUUGCAGGAACGGUGUCGGUGAUUGUGGAAAUGGCAAAGUUAUUGGCUUGCUCGUCUUCGUUACUUUUGCCAUGUACUGGAUCUCAGAAUGGCUCAAGAACACAAUCCACACUACCAUCUCCGGCGUAUACGGAUCAUGGUACUUCAACCCGAACUCUAUGCCCAAGGGCGCAACCCGUGGAGCCUUCAAGCGCUCAGUCACCUACAGCUUUGGCAGCAUCAGUCUCGGAAGUUUGCUUGUGGCCAUCAUCCAGUUCCUGCGCCAAAUCUGCUCAGCUGCUCAGCGCAACGCGGCCAGCGACGGCAACCUUGUUGGCGCAAUCCUAUUCUGCGUCUUGGGCUGCUUGAUUAGCAUCUUGAACUGGGCUGUCGAGUUCUUGAACAGAUACGCGUUCAGCUAUAUUGCGCUUUACGGAAAGAGUUACGUCGCCGCUGCGAAGGAUACAUGGAAGAUGAUCAAGGACCGCGGUAUCGAUGCGCUGGUGAAUGAAUGCUUGAUUGGACCAGUGCUUUCCAUGGGAGCCACUUUCAUCGCCUAUGCCUGCGCGCUUCUGGCUUACCUCUACCUUAUCUUCACAUCGCCUGCCUACAAUUCAGAUGGAGGUUACACUCCAGUUGUAGUAGCAUUCUCCUUUUUGAUUGGCCUCCAAAUUUGCAACAUUUUCACCACGCCCUUGAGCAGCGGUAUCGACACCAUUUUCGUUGCGAUGGCGUGGGAUCCCGAGGUACUUAUGCGUGAGCACCCAGACCUCUACCACCGCAUGAUAGCUGUGUACCCGCACGUGCAACAGGCUAUCCACGCAUAA
Molecule: messenger RNA, 1590 nt
Organism: Alternaria burnsii
Lineage: Eukaryota; Fungi; Ascomycota; Dothideomycetes; Pleosporales; Pleosporaceae
Product: duf-domain-containing protein
Exons: 5
Coding region: 1-1590 (529 amino acids)
Biological process (GO): transmembrane transport
Cellular component (GO): plasma membrane
Molecular function (GO): transmembrane transporter activity
Source: RefSeq, a predicted model, not a curated record